AUGUCCGAUUUAUCAAACCUUCGUGCCAUCGACUUUAAGCGUACUGAGCGCAUAGCGUUGACCACCGUUCUCAGAGAGUAUAUUAGUUGCUCGUACGCCGAACAUCCCGACGCGUACACCGACGACCUUCGCAUUAUCGACGAUUUGAGAACGGACUGUCUCAAUUUAGAAGUGCACCCGAAUGCUCUAAAUAGAUUGUUAAAGGCAAUACCUGAAGGCGUUAAAAGAGCCUGUCAGCAUUUCCAAUUUGCAGCUGGAUGCUUUAAGCACUUGAAAGAUUCAAUCGUACCAGAAAUGCGAAUUGCACCGACCAUGGACAUGUCACCUGCGACUUUAGACGUGCUUAUCAAUAUGAUGCUCGCUCAGGCACAAGAAUGUUUUUGGCAGAAAGCCAUUCAUGAACAAUUGAAAGACGGGACUAUAGCGAAAUUGGCAAGUCAAGUUUCCGACUAUUAUGAAGCUGCGCAUGAGUUAACCGCAAACAACCCCGAUGUUGCCAAGAUGCUGGGACAGAAUUGGGUUAUGCACUUGAAAGUGAAAUCAUGGCAUUUUAUAGCGGCAGCAGAAUUUCGAAAGUCCAGCGAAUGCAUUAGUCAAAAUAAAUACGGUGAAGAAAUUGCGAGAUUGCAGGUGGCAGAAGGUUACGUGAAGCGUGGCUUCGAACAAAGUAAAUACUUGGGCGAUGCGGUCGUCAAAGAUCUAGAGUCGUUGCGCAACGUGAUCCUCUCGAGCCUCAGUCGCGCGGUGAAAGACAACGACAUCAUUUAUCUAAACACCAUUCCGUCGGCUUCCUCUUUGGUAGCCAUCGGUCGUGCAAACUUGGCAAACCCAAAUGUUCUACCAGAAGUUGGAGAUCCCAUUCCCUUGAUGAAUGAAAAGUCGAUUUUGGGUAUGCCUUUGUUCGCCAAACUUGUUCCCUUCGCUGUCCAUCAAGCCUACAGCGUGUAUUCGGAUCGCAAGGAACAACUGAAGGAAAGAAUCAUAUCGCAACUGCAAGAUUUAUCAAACGUUUGUACGAGCACCCUGCAGUCGCUGAACCUCCCCGCUUCGCUACAUACUCCCGAACAAUCACUCCCAUCAUCGUUGUUCGUAAAGUCACAGGAUGUUCGCAACGAAGGAGGGCUUACGAGAUUGGAAGCCAUGUUCGAGACCAUAGAAGAGUGUUUUCCAAAUAGCAAUAAAAUAUUGGAAGAGGCGUUUAAUAUAUUGGAUGCAGAAGCGGGAGAGGAUGAAGAAUGGCAAAGUCAAUUUGGAGAAAGAUGGCUUAGGGAAAGUUCCGAGAAUGUCAAUAAGGGAUUGAUAGAACAAGCGAAUAAGCAUAAAAAGAUUCUCGAGCAAGCUCGCAUGGGAGACAAUUCGAUACGAAAUAAAAUCGAACAAUGGUCAGGAUUCAUUAAAUUAUUGGGCGAAGAUAAGGAAACAUUGAUCAGCUCUAUUCCUUCGGGUGACACCGUAGUUGGGACUGCACAAGAAAGUCUUCAAGGAGUCACGAUUGAACUGCGAUCGCUGGUAAACGAAGCCUAUGGUUUUAUGAAAGAUUGUCAAAACACGAUUCAAGAAGUCAAAAAAACUGCGGGUUUGGAUGACAUCGGUCCGAUCCUGCUUAAAGAGGCCGCCAGGAUAACAGCUGCCAAUGGUACGGCGACAAAAAUUGAACCUUCUCAAUUUGAGGAUUUGUUCACCGAGCAGAUGAAAAGGUACGACAAGUUUUUGGAAUUGGCAGAAAAGGAGUCGGAACGACAAGAUAGAAUUCUGAAUAACGUUGGGGAAAAGUUCAAAGAGUUGUCCGAGAAACGUGUUUCGAAGAAUGACUCCGAAAGGGUGAAAGCUUUGACGAACCUUGAGAAUGCAUAUAAUAAAUUCAGAGAGAUUCUGAUGAAUUUGCAGGAGGGCAUAAAGUUCUACAGCGAUUUUGACAACACGUUGAAUGAAUUCAAGAAAAAUUGCGAAGAAUUUGCGCGAUUUCGUCAUGAUGAAGGAGAAAGACAUGUCAAUCGUUUGACAGGUCGCGGGGGGAAUCCCAAUCGGCCCCAAUCAGUCGAUCAAAGCUUGUCAUACGGUGGGUCACCAUACACUUUACCUGUAAAUAAUUCGCGGGCGUCACAACAAAGUGGGAAAAUGGGUUGGGACUCACCUCCUUCAUCUCCAAAUUGGUCACCGCAUAACUGGCCACCGCCUGAUUGUUCUUCCGCCUUCACGUGUUACAAUUGGUCUUCACCAUCCGGUAAAGGAGGCGAUUUCUUUGAAGUAGUUAAAAGGUUCGAGGAUGAUAUGAAUCGGGUGUUCACCGAUUUUUAUAAUGAAUGGAGAUGUCCUGUGAUCAAUGAAAAGAUCAAUUGGCAAGAUGCGUGUUCAAUGAACUCCCCGGUGGAUGGUAAACUUCAAUCGCAUGCCACAAUCCCUUUGCCUUUCAAAGUCUUUUCCAAGAUGUCACAAGUGACCAUUAAUCACGGGGUUAUCGAGAUGAAGGAGAAUAUUUACGCCCAAUAA
Molecule: messenger RNA, 2490 nt
Organism: Acaulospora colombiana
Lineage: Eukaryota; Fungi; Glomeromycota; Glomeromycetes; Diversisporales; Acaulosporaceae
Source: the annotation of a GenBank genome assembly